AUGUCUAUCUUCGAUUUAGAAACCGAUGAUCAAAUUAAGGAAUUUAUGCAAGGUGAAGGAAAAAAUAUUAGAAAACCGUAUGUGGAAUUAAGUCACCGUAUUCCAAACUUCUCUUCUAAACAAUUAUGUAAUAGGUGGAAUUAUAAACUUAAUCCUCGCCUCAACCUCUCUACUACAAAUAUAACAAUUGCCUUCUCUAAUGUCCCUAUUCUUCGAUCACGUCCUCGUUUACCAACACUAAUUCCUAAUUAUCUAUCAGAAAUUAAUAUUCCGUCUUCUGACGAAAUUACAAGUCGUACAAAUCAGUCAAAAAUUUGA
This is a messenger RNA of Funneliformis mosseae, 318 nucleotides long. The record is from the annotation of a GenBank genome assembly. Lineage: Eukaryota; Fungi; Glomeromycota; Glomeromycetes; Glomerales; Glomeraceae.